AGGAGAGAUCCAGAAAUGUUUUAUAGCCUGGCUGAGUGCAGCAGCUCCAGAGCGCUGCGUGGCCACAAGUUUCUGAGAGGGGAGGAGACGUGACCCAGCUGGCACUUGUCCACCCCAUUCUUAAGUGACUUGACAGCCAUCUCGGGUUAAAAUAUGUAGAGGAUAACGUGAUUGCCAGCCAGGAAGCGAGAGUCACUGCUGUGUUGUGUUCGUCAGACAUCAGUAUUCAUUGCUGCUAGAUGGUUUUCAGUACCAAGGCAGUCCUUGAGCUGCGGGACCCCACAGUGAUUUACAUAGGCAUCAGUUAUGCAAUCCCUUUCUGAGGGCGCUGAAGUACAAUGAAAAAAAAGUAUUUGGUUGGAGUUCUGAGCUGGUUUAAAAUGCACUACUGAAAUGGCUAACAGAACAAACUCCUCUGAGUAUUUCUGGUCAUAUGAAUAUUACUGGGAUUAUAUCGAUCCAAUUCCAGUAGAUGGAAGCAAGUUGAAGGUUAAUAAAUAUUCUAUUGUCAUAGCCUUCUGGGUUGGGCUUGCUGCGUUUGUGACGUUUCUUUUCCUUAUUUUACUGUGUAUGUCCCGCUCUGGAUCAACUUCAGUAAAACAAGUGAUUGUAGGGAACCAGAUAGAAGAAAGCAGUUCCAAUGGUGGACAUACUCACUGCGAUGAUCUCAGUGGCCCAUACUCAGAAGUGGUUGCUUCUCAAACAUGUACCUCCUUUUCAGAUGAAACUGGCAUUCAUGGAAGGACCUGAGCCUGAGUUAAAACUGGAACAGGUUAAACAAAACCAGCAGGACAGUUCUCCUGCCUGCAGAGGGAUCAGUGCUGUGCCUGCCUAUUGAACACUGAUACCACAAACCUCAAACAGUUCAGGAAGAGAAGAAUAAUUUCUGUCAACAAAGGACAAACCUGAAGAAUCCUGGAUGCAUAACAGGAAGUGCUAACAGCCAUAUUUGAGCAACACUGCUGGAGUUGCCUGAUCAACAUUUUAGAUCCUCAUGAUGAUAACUGUAAAAUUUCUCCCUCUUUUCUGCGUAAGGAUUCAGACUCAAACCCCUCUCCAGUGACGUGGUGCAAAGGGUGUGCUGCCGGUUGAGUGGUUCUCAUUAAAACCCAUUUGACUGCAAACAGCUUUACUCUUCCAGCAGGAAGUCUAUUCCAGUUAUGGCCCAAGUCCUGUAAAAGACUUCUGCCUUGCUCACCUGAAUGCACACUGAGUUCUGUUACCCUCAGGGGUAUCUCUGCAGCCUCAGUUUUCACUGGGUUGCCUUGCUGUGAAAGAAAGCAUCCUGCUGGUCUUACUGAACAGGCAGCGUAACCAAUAUUGUGUAUUCGCCAUGAGCACCACAAGUCAUCUGUUUCUGGCUCUGUCCUCAGGUCACACUCAUCAGCUGCAUUUUUGUGACACCUCCAGUUGCUCAUCCUCUGAAAAACAAGCAACAAUGUCAUGUGCAACAGCCAAAAUAAAACCUUGCUUUUAGAAGGGUUACAACUUGCUUCACUGUCUUAAAGCUCAGCAGUUCCCUCAUGGAUAUGGAAUUUACUUUAUUUAGUGUUCCAUUAAAAAAAAAAGAAAAAGCUUACUUAAAAUUUAUUAAAACACAGUUUACCUAGAACAGCCUUUAAAAAACUAAUGGCAGCACUGAGUCUUACUGAAUAAAGUCAUUAUCUUUACCUGCUGCCAGCAAAUACAGUUUUGCUACCAAUAACCAUUUCCUUUUUGCUCCCAGUUUUAGAUGGUAGAUGGAAAAGAAACUUAAUAUCAAUCUUGAAAUGGUAGCAGUUACCCAGGCAUUAUAGAAAGAGAUGUGUGUGUGGAGAUUGAUGACAUACUGUACCACAUGUAUGUUUAGCAUUUAAAUCAAAGCUGGCAAAGCCGCAGAACCAACACUGUGUUUCUGCACCAGUUGCCUGCUUUGAGCUGGGGCUGGCAAAUCAUUUAACAGAAGCUACAGGCCUCUGUGAGGGUCACAGCAGCUUUUGGGUGAGGUGGAGAGGACGGGUUCUGCUCUCUCCACCUCUCCUUGCCCAUGGAGCUCCACCAAACACAGGCAGAACCAAGAGAAGGUCAACAAGAGUGUGAGGAAACCUUACAGCUCCAGUAAGCGCAAAGGUGAGACUGCAGAGUCGGGCUGAGGAAGGCAGUGAGGGCUGCAAUGGGUGUACGACUGCCAAGCCAGCUGCUGGGCUGAGGACAACACAAAAUUCAUUCGAAACUUGAGGAGAAGCUUAGAAAUUUCGUACCCCCAUGCAAGCAGCGAGAACUCCUACAGCGAAGCACUGCCAGAGCAGCCUCAUGCUGUGUACAGUGGGCUGUGAUGUUACCAGAGAGUGGGUGAGUUGGGCUGUGUUAAAAAAAACUUAAAUACAAGAGACAGACCAAACCACCAGGCAUAUGUCUGUGUUGUGAGGGGUUUUAAUCUCCCUUAUUUUUAACCUUGGAGAUAAACGCUUCUAUAGGUUGCUCUUUGAGCAAACUGACUACUACUGGUGUGUUGGGCUUGGAAACCUGUCAAGGUGUCAAGUCUGUUGAGUCAGACUGAGUCAUGGGUGGAUGGGGAAAAUGAGGAAAGGCUCCAGGAACUGAAGGUAGCACAUGGAUGAAGAUGUAUCAGAGAACCAAACGUUUCCAUCGGUCAACUCAGGCGGCCCAAACAGCCUUCCCCUCCCCUCAGAUACCCAUACCGUUCGCUAGCCCUCACUGGAGACAUGCAUCAACUCCCUUGUUGGCACCAGUUCUCCCACUGCAAGUCAGGUCUGCCUUUAACCCCACUGCAAUCACACGUUAUCAUCAAAGACAGUCCGAAGAGAACCCAACCACCCAGACUCAUUUUCCUUCUCAAGGAUGCAGCAAGUGCACAUCAAUCAUUCCCACCACGUCUGUCUGCCCUGAGCCAGAACAUCUCUCCUGCACCAGUUCUGCACUGCCUCCUCUCCUUGACUCAUGACAGACUCCCUCCUACCACCCUGUUUUUCAAGAACCUCUUCCCUGAAAAUGGAUUCCACAGGGUUUUCUGAAAGAUGUGAAUAUUCCCAUUCGUAACAGCAGGUGUUCUGUCAUUAGUGGCACUGGAACAUUAUUCAAAGUAUGUAACAACUGGAAAGACCUUUGGGGGUUUUCGCCCUUUUGAAUUACCUUCAAAUGGAAGGCAUAUAUUAUGAAGUAUAUAAACAGUAAUAAAUCAUAUGCAGAAUGCAA
This is a messenger RNA of Pezoporus flaviventris, 3195 nucleotides long. RefSeq names its product melanocortin 2 receptor accessory protein (gene MRAP). Gene Ontology annotation, biological process: regulation of adenylate cyclase-activating G protein-coupled receptor signaling pathway; protein localization to plasma membrane. Lineage: Eukaryota; Metazoa; Chordata; Aves; Psittaciformes; Psittacidae. Gene Ontology annotation, molecular function: type 4 melanocortin receptor binding; signaling receptor regulator activity; type 5 melanocortin receptor binding. The record is from RefSeq and is a predicted model, not a curated record. Gene Ontology annotation, cellular component: endoplasmic reticulum; plasma membrane. The transcript has 3 exons. The coding region runs from base 394 to 750 and encodes 118 amino acids.